ACCCCGCCCCAGCUCUCCCUCUCUCUUCUCCACUAUGGACAGAGCCUCCACUGAGCUGCUGCCUGCCCGCCACAUAUCCAGCUGACAUGGGCACCGCAGGAGCCAUGCAGCUGUGCUGGGUGAUCCUGGGCUUCCUCCUGUUCCGAGGCCACAGCUCCCAGCCCACAGCAACCCAGACCUCUAGCUCUCAGGGAGGCCUCGGCAGUCUAAGUCCUACCACAGAGCCAGUUUCUUCCUACCCAGGAUACAUCCCUUCCUCAGAGGCUAACAGCCCAAGCCAUCUGGCCAGCACUGGUACGCCAGGCGCAGGUGUCCCCAGCAGUGGAAGAGGCGGAGGCACAAGCAGAGACACAUUUCAAAAUGUUCCCCCCAAUUCAACCACCAUGAGCCUGAGCAUGAGGGAAGAUGCGACCAUCCUGCCCAGCCCCACGUCAGAGACUGUGCUCACUGUGGCUGCAUUUGGUGUUAUCAGCUUCAUUGUCAUCCUGGUGGUUGUUGUGAUUGUCCUAGUCGGUGUGGUCAGCCUGAGGUUCAAGUGUCGGAAGAGCAAGGAGUCUGAAGAUCCCCAGAAACCUGGGAGUUCAGGGCUGUCUGAAAGCUGCUCCACAGCCAAUGGAGAGAAAGAUCGCAUCACCCUUAUCUCCAUGAAGAACAUCAACAUGAAUAAUGGCAAACAAAGUCUCUCAGCAGAGAAGGUUCUUUAAAAGCAACUUUGGGUCCCCAUGAGUCCAAGGAUGAUGCAGCUGCCCUGUGACUACAAGGAGGAAGAGAUGGAAUUAGUAGAGGCAAUGAACCACAUGUAAAUUAUUUUAUUGUUUCAUGUCUGCUCCCAGAUCUAAAGGACACUAGCAUUGCCCCAGAUCUGGGAGCAAGCUACCAAUAGGGGAGACACUUUCCUAUAUGGACAACUGCUGUGGAAAUACUGCCUGCUUCUCCCACCUUCUCAGAGCCACAGGAAAGAGGAGGUGACAGAGCGAGAGCAAGGAAAGUGACGAGGUGGAUUGAUCCUUUCUACUUUGCAUUAAAAUUAUUUUCUAGCCUGCAGUCUAA
Macaca mulatta (Rhesus monkey) is the source of this 1050-nucleotide messenger RNA. RefSeq names its product endothelial cell surface expressed chemotaxis and apoptosis regulator (gene ECSCR). NCBI's taxonomy places the organism in Eukaryota, Metazoa, Chordata, Mammalia, Primates, Cercopithecidae. The record is from RefSeq and is a predicted model, not a curated record. Gene Ontology annotation, biological process: negative regulation of angiogenesis; positive regulation of endothelial cell apoptotic process; positive regulation of proteasomal protein catabolic process. Gene Ontology annotation, cellular component: plasma membrane; cytosol.